Molecule: messenger RNA, 1787 nt
Organism: Zingiber officinale
Lineage: Eukaryota; Viridiplantae; Streptophyta; Magnoliopsida; Zingiberales; Zingiberaceae
Product: omega-3 fatty acid desaturase, endoplasmic reticulum-like
Exons: 7
Coding region: 132-1559 (475 amino acids)
Biological process (GO): lipid metabolic process
Molecular function (GO): oxidoreductase activity, acting on paired donors, with oxidation of a pair of donors resulting in the reduction of molecular oxygen to two molecules of water
Source: RefSeq, a predicted model, not a curated record
CAAAGAGUCACCGCCGAAAGUGGCGUUUGAUCUCCUCUCCAGAGUUCCCAAUAAGAUCUCUCCUUUGUCUUCAGUAAAACCCUGCCAGAGGGAUUCUGCGGAAGGGGUGAGCCGAAAGGAGCGAUCUUGGGAUGGCGAGUUGGGCCAUAUCUUCCGGAUACGGUGGCUUCAGACCCCUUCCCGCCGCCUUCCGUCGUUCCGGAUCCGGCCUCCGAUACCCCGUUGGUAUCACGCCUUUGAGAAGCGUCUCCGGCGGUGACGGAUUGCCCGGCUCCUUCCGCCCCGUGGGGCUUGGCCGCCUUAGCGGAUGGGCGUUGGGGGUGAGCGCGCCGGCGAGGGUGCUGACCUUGAAUGAGGAGGCGGCGAACGGGGAACCGAGGGACGAGGGUGCGGGAAAGGCGGAGGCUUUCGAUCCCGGGAUGCCGCCUCCGUUCGGGCUGACGGAAAUCCGAGCCGCCAUUCCGAAGCACUGCUGGGUAAAGGAUCCAUGGAGGUCGAUGAGCUACGUGGUCCGCGACGUCGUCGUCGUGCUCGGGCUCGCCGUGGCGGCGGCGCGGCUCGACAACUGGAUCAUGUGGCCACUCUAUUGGGUGGCGCAGGGAACCAUGUUCUGGGCACUCUUCGUUCUCGGCCACGAUUGUGGCCAUGGGAGUUUUUCUAACAAUCCGAAGCUGAAUAGUUUUGUCGGCCACCUACUCCACUCUUCCAUUCUCGUGCCUUACCAUGGAUGGAGAAUUAGUCACAGAACUCAUCACCAGAGCCAUGGACAUGUUGAGAAGGAUGAAUCCUGGCACCCGGUGAAUAGAUCUCUCAUUUCAACAAGAAUUGUUGUGGAGUUACUAGUAGCCUUUUAUCGAGUCGUUUUCUUAAUGUUGAACUUAUUGCAGUUGUCAGAAAAAGUGUACAAGAGUUUGGACACUCUAAGUCGGGUGCUAAGGUUCACAAUGCCAUUCCCUUUGUUAGCUUUCCCAUUGUACUUGUUUGCAAGGAGUCCAGGGAAGAGUGGCACACACUUCCAUCCAAGCAGUGGCCUCUUCCUUCCUAGUGAAAAGAAGGAUGUUAUAACAUCAACUGCUUGCUGGAUCGCCAUGCUAGGGUUGCUUGUAGGGUUGACUUGUUUCAUAAGCCCCAUUAAGAUGUUAAAACUUUAUGGAAUCCCCUAUGUGUUCUUUGUUAUGUGGUUGGAUUUUGUCACAUACUUGCAUCACCAUGGACAUGAAGACAAGCUUCCUUGGUACCGUUCAAAGGAAUGGAGUUAUCUUAGAGGCGGUUUGACGACAUUAGAUAGGGAUUAUGGAUGGUUUAACAACAUCCACCAUGAUAUUGGGACUCAUGUCAUACAUCAUCUCUUCCCCCAGAUACCGCAUUACCAUCUCGUGGAAGCUACUGAAGCAGCUAAACCAGUGCUUGGAAAAUACUAUAGGGAACCAAAAAAAUCUGGGCCUUUGCCGCUCCAUUUGUUCAGAGUCUUAGCAAGAAGUCUGAAUAAUGAUCGCUUCGUACCUGAUACUGGAGAUGUCGUGUAUUAUCAGACAGAUGAUCGAUCAUGCAGUUCUUGAGAAAUUGAGUUGUGAUAGAAGCAUGUUGGGAUGAACCACAAGCUCUAUAUCGCAUAAAAGUCAGAUUCUUUGUUCAUGGUUUCAUAUUCAUGGAAGAUAUUGCUCUUGGUAACGUGGGGGCUGACAAGAAAAAGGUUCCCCCUGUUUACUAUUCGUCAACAUAUAUACUGAGAUUGUAUCAGAAAUAGUUAUGCAUGAAUAAUAUAGAAGCAAAGAUAUUUUGCUCUC